Molecule: messenger RNA, 7584 nt
Organism: Bubalus bubalis (water buffalo)
Lineage: Eukaryota; Metazoa; Chordata; Mammalia; Artiodactyla; Bovidae
Gene: GTF2F2
Product: general transcription factor IIF subunit 2
Exons: 8
Coding region: 209-949 (246 amino acids)
Biological process (GO): transcription initiation at RNA polymerase II promoter; transcription by RNA polymerase II
Cellular component (GO): transcription factor TFIIF complex
Source: RefSeq, a predicted model, not a curated record
ACGGCCGCAGCGCGCAGGCGCGGUUCCCCGCUGCCGGCGGCGUGUGUUCGUUUUUCCCAGGGCUCCCGGCAUCCCGGAAGUUGGACCGCGGGCUCUUCACAGUCAACCUCCGGCCAGGGUUCGCCGUGUGCUUCGCUUCCUAGUCCCGCAGUCAUCAGCUCCCCGGGCCGCUGCUCUAAGUCCGCAGGUCUCCGCCGGCGACAGACCCAUGGCCGAGCGCGGAGAACUCGACCUAACUGGCGCCAAACAGAACACCGGAGUGUGGCUGGUCAAGGUUCCUAAAUAUUUGUCGCAGCAAUGGGCUAAAGCCCCUGGAAGAGGUGAAGUUGGGAAGCUGAGGAUUGCCAAAAAUCAAGGAAGGACCGAGGUUUCAUUUACUUUGAAUGAGGAUCUUGCAAAUAUUCAUGAUAUUGGUGGAAAACCGGCUUCAGUCAGUGCUCCUAGAGAACAUCCAUUUGUCUUACAAAGUGUCGGAGGACAGACAUUAACCGUGUUCACUGAGAGCUCCUCAGAUAAGCUUUCACUGGAAGGAAUAGUGGUACAAAGAGCUGAAUGCCGACCUGCUGCCAAUGAAAACUACAUGAGGUUAAAGAGAUUGCAAAUAGAAGAAUCUUCCAAACCUGUAAGGCUAUCACAGCAGCUGGACAAAGUCGUGACAACCAAUUACAAACCUGUUGCUAAUCAUCAAUACAAUAUUGAAUAUGAAAGGAAAAAGAAAGAAGAUGGAAAGCGAGCCCGAGCUGAUAAACAACACGUUUUGGACAUGCUGUUUUCAGCUUUUGAGAAACAUCAGUAUUAUAAUCUGAAGGACUUGGUGGACAUCACAAAACAGCCUGUGCUCAGCAGGGGAAUUGAUCCCAGAGGCUACACCUGUUGGCAGAAAACCUUGCGGUGCCUGCCUGGCUGGCCACCUCCAGUUCUGCGUUGCAACAGAGAGCGUUCCUUCUAGCAUGUGCCAAGAUGGAUAUUCUAAUUCCAUCAUAUUUUCCAGUCCGUAUGGACUGAUCCAAAGAGCUUGCCACUGUUAAUUGGAAAUUUUACUUUACCCACGGUAAUUUGGUAAUAAAAACUGGUGUUAUCUUAAUUUGUUGUCAGCUAGAGAGGUCUUUUUUUCCUCAUCAAUUUAAAACCUUGUUUUCAGUACAAUUGUAUUUUUUUUAAGUUACAGUUCAGUGGAUUUUCAUAUAUUCACAUAGUUGUACAACCACUGCCACAACCAAUUUUAGAACAUUUUAGUCACCCCUCACAGAAACUGUACCUGUUAACAAUUUCUCCUGUGCACCCACCCCCCUCCCCAGCCCUAGCAAACCACUGAUCUCCGCUAGGUCUCUAAAGAUUUGCCUGGUCUGGACAUUUUCAUAUGAGUGGGAUCAUAUGAUAUGUGGCCUCUUAUGACUGACUUCUUUGAUUUAGGGAUAAUGUUUUCUCAAGUUUCAUCCAUGUUGUAUCACGUAUCAGUAUUUUCUUCUUUUUUAUUGCCAGAUACAUACCAUUAUAUGAGUAUACAGCGAUUUGUUUAUCCACUCACCCAUAGAUAGUUGUUUCCUCUUUUUGGCUUCUGUAAUAAGGCUGAUAUGAACAUUAUGUACAAGUUAUUGUGUGAACAUAUUUUUUAUUUCCCUUGAGAGUUGAACUGCUGGGUCACAUGGUAAACUGCCCGAUUGUCAUCAAUUAUUUUUUAAUCCUUAGGCAGCAAGUGCUUUUAUAUACUGUUGCAUUAGAGUAAAACUUUACUGUUUAUUCUGUAUAUUUUAAGGGUGAAUAAUGCCUCAUCAUCUAGCUAAUUUUCUAAAAAUUGUCUGUGGUAAAAUAAAUACCUAAAGACUCUCUUGCUUGCCAUUUAAUUUCUAGCAUUGUUUUCAGAUGGACUAAUAAUGACUAUGUCAAUUGACAUCUUAUUCUUUGUACAAUCUAAACUACACGUCAGUCAGUCACCAACACAACAUUGUAAAGCAAUUUUCCUCCAAUUAAAAAAUAAAAAUAGCUAAACUACUCAUCACACCAAAUGCACUGGUAGGUUGUUUCUGUAGUUCUAAAUGCGAGAAUUCAUAUUUAUAUUUCAGUAGGAAUUUUUUUCAUCUUUAUCUAGUUUUGAAUAUCUUUUGAUUGUAUUUUUCUAACUAACGUUUUUAACAUUAACUAUGUCUGGCGUGCUGCGAUUCAUGGGGUCGCAAAGAGUCGGACACAACUGAGCGACUGAUCUGAUCUGAUCUGAUCUGAUAUGUAUAUAUGUAUGUUUCUCCCCCAGUUGGUAGCCAUAAUAUCCAAGCCUUGGAAUAUUUUGCAGUAUUCCAAGGUUAAGUUAUGUUUAGCAUACAAAUAAACUAAUACAAUUUAGAAAGCAUGUCUUUAAACAUAGUUAAAAUUCAAAGUUGGCCCAAAGGAAGUAAACUUUAUCUGAAAUAUGUAAGCAUAUGAGUCACUUGCCACCGCUGGACAGAUGAAGUGUUACUGAAAGUAAGAUGAUUUACCAGCAUAUAGAUGUUAAUGCAGCAAUAAAUUUCUUUUUUUAGAGUUUGGACUAAGGGGGGAGGGCUGUGGGGUGGGUAGGGUUUAUGGCUUGACCAUUUCAUUACCCGUCAUCUCUGUACUCCUUAGAGUUUUUACAAAGGGAGGAAUGCAGCCUGUGGGACCCUGAGAGGAAAACAGGGCAGAGACUAGUAUAAAAAUAGAGACGAAACCAGCAGGAAAGGGGGAGAAAAAUGCUGAGGUGGCGCGGGUUCCAGAGAAGCCCUCAGCAACGUCUUCCCUCCCCCGUUCAGGGUUUUCUCUAAAAGAGAGAAAACAUAGGUUGCCUUUGUUCACAGCUUAUGCAUAAUAUGUAGUUUGUUUAAUUUUUUUUUUUAAUGAAAGAAUGUUGUGCCUUGGAGCCACUAACAUCUUCAUCAGUAAGUCCUCUGUUCUGUCAACGUUGCUUACAGGAGUCACAGUCAAUCAUACAAAAUCACAUAAAUAUGAAGUGAUACUUUGAAAUGAUCACAGAACUGAUCAUGGAUGCCCUUGCCACUGGGUCAGUGUAUAGAAAGCGUAUAAGCAGUUUCCCUUUGGUGACUGUUAACCAGUGCCAUCUUUUGGUGUAGAUUUAUGUAAUACACAUUCACUCCAGCCUUUGGGGACUGUUUUGUGACGAGAAGUCUAGUAAGGUAGUAUUUUUAUCUUACCUAAAAGCAUUAUUAUUUGGUGAUCAGCUUUCUGUCAAAGAUUUUUUUUUUUUAAAUCAACUUUUAGGAAUUAGGUAUAAUUAAUUCAUUAUUAUCUGUGGUAAUGCUUAACACUAAACUUUAUAAUGAGAUGAAACAGAUAAAUCCUCCAUUUGCAGUAGAGGAAAAGAUGAUAUGAAAAAUGGCAGGGGUGGAAGGUGAUAAGGAGAGUGAAGAAGAGAAGCUAAAAUAGGCUACCGUGACUAGGUGUGUGCCUUGUGACUAGGCUUGUCUUGAUCUUGGGGGAGAAAUCAGGAAUUUGAUGUGUGAAUUUCCAGCCUUUUGGCCACCACAGUUUCGUCUUGAUCCACAAAUGCAUAGCACAUCCUCCUCAGUAGACUUCUGGGCUCCAGAAUGUGCCUUGCCUUCCCUUGCAAGGAGGCUGUAAUGUUCUCUCCCUUUUUUCUCUGCAUUCAGACUUGCAGUAAAUACGCCCCCACACAUUCUCUUUGAUGAAGAUUUGCUGGACUUGAGCCAGUUUAUUAUUUCAGCUCUUGUUCCGCCAAACUGCCCAUAGUGGGUAAUGAGAAAUCUUUCCAGUCCUAUGUGACAUAAAGGUGAUCUUCUCAGUUCUAGACUCCUUUGUUUAAAAUACAAGUGGUUAGGCAAAAGAUUAAAUUGCAGAAUCAGUGUUUAGGGCUAUUUAAUGCUAAGAGGAGAACUAGUCCCCCUUGGUCUCCACACAGAAUUGCCGUUUAGUUCAAAUGAUCAAAUAUCCCUCCUCAAAGAACCUAGCAUCUUGGCUCCAGUCCCUCUCCAGUGCUCCCAUGAUGUCCUACAUAUGUGUCCUUGUUCCUGAGCUUCUGUUUUACUUUAUGGUUGCCUGCUUACAUGCCCUUGCUUCCCCCGUACACACCCGGACCUUAAGCUGUGAACUCUGAGAAUGAAAACAGACUGUAUGCCACUCAGCCUGGUGCUCAGAUAAAUCUAAGUGUGAAGAUGCACAUUUUUUUAAAAGGCAAGUCCAAUUACCAAUUGAUCUUCUGUCCUGCUAAAACCUUUAAAUAUUUCCACCCCAGUUAGCUUUGUCUCAAUAAUGUUUUAGCACCACAAUACAAAUGUUAGUAGUAAAUUCAGAUUCAGGUAAUACAGUUUUACCAAUUUUUAUUUCUCAAACAGGGUCAUUGCUCUAUGUGGUAGUGAGACGAGAAAGGACAACAGAGCUAGCAGAGUUUAUUCCCUUGGGCCUUCUAAGUGAUCUCCCCCAACAACCACCACCCCGCUGCAAGAGCUAAACCCUCCUCAUCCCUCUCUCAACUCUGAAGCAUACCCGAUUCAUUCAGCAUUCGUGUGCCCCGUGCCUCUGACGUGCAGUCAGGCCCUGCGGUGGCCGCACGGGGUUUGAUGGGAGAGACAGGCGUGCACACAGAGAGCUCUGAUGCUGUGAGGGCUCUCGCUGGAAGUUCACACCACAUGAAGUGUAGAUCUGAGAGGUGGGACCAUUGGGGAAGUUUCCUCCAAGAAAGUGACAUUUGCACCAAGUCUAAAAGGGUGAGGAGUUCUGAUCUGAAGGAAGAGGAUAAGCCUUACAGGGAAAGCAAAGGGCGGGGAACAAGAGCGUGCAGGCACAGAAAUGGCCAGUGCCCGGCCAGGAGGUACUAGAGGAUGAGGCCAAAGGGAAAAGACAGACCUGGGUGGAUGCCUGCAGGAGAGUUUGGAAUUUAACCUGGAGGCCAAAGGGGAAGUCAGAGAAAAUUUUAAACAAAGAAAUGACAUAAUCUCACUGUUCUUUACUUGUGUCCUUCCUUCUAGGAUUUUCUGACCUUGUUUUUCUCUAUUGUCACUACUACUUUCUCUGCUAAUGCUUUGUGCCAAGUUAAUUCAACUGGUUCUAGUAGAGUGGUCUUAGGUUUGGGAUUUGGAACAUUGUCAAACUUCCGAAGUUUGCCCCUUCUCCCACCCCAGAAAAGAAUUCUGUACCAUGACCCUAAUCGCAUCUUGUUAACUGACAAAUUAAUGGACCCCUGACUAUGUCUUGGCAUUCUUGUUGAAAAAAAAAAAAAAGUGACAUCUUUAUAUUAAAAAAAAAAAUACUCCUUAACUUUAUUAUACUAAUGCAAUAAAAUGAGAGUGAAGGCAACUGACUUUGUACACUUAAGACACUCAGUAUUUUGUGUUUAGCCCUCUCUAGGCUUUUCAUCUUCUGUGCCCGGGUUAUGUACACGGGCAUGGUAGGCUUGAGGAGAAGACUGUCUGUCUGGCAGCCACAGUGCUCCUGGCACUGCUCUCUUCAUUUUUGAGCCUCACUGUGUCCCCAGUUGUAUGCUUGUUUGCACCCAGGGUCUAGCCAUUCGCACAAUAAACCGUUCUUUCAAAUUUUACAAAGAAAUCAUUCAUGGCACCCAAACUGAAAACCGAAGCCCAUCCCGUCAUUUUCCAUUUAUGAAUCCUGUUUAACUAGAAAGUCGUUUAUGAACAGUGUCCCAUGUUUUCUAUGCAAUCUGAAGUAGCAGAUGGCAGGCGUGCAUAUUACCUGGUUGCCGGAAGCCUACUUCAGUAACUCGCUGACUCAUUUACACGGGUCCCUCAUUGGAGCCAGCUACAGAAGGCGUGGGAGGCAGGCAGGCAGGCGGGCCUCCUCCUGGGGAAACCCGGGCCUCCACCGAUUCAUUGCUGCCACCUGCUGGGGUGGGGAAGCUGCUCAAGUGAGAGCUGAGCCAUCCGGGCCGCUUGAGAGACCUGUAUGUGGUUCCAGUGCUAACCAGGGACCCCUAAAUAAAAGUUGAAACUGUAGACCAGUGCACCCGUCAGUGUAAGGUGGUGUUCGAUGGUGUCGGUUAACACACACUCUCUAGCAACCGUGAGGCUCAGAAAACUAAAUAACACUCAAGGACCCCAAGAUCCCAGAGCAUUAGAGCCAGAAGAAGCUUUUGAGCACUUGCUCUGGACUUUAGUUCAGUCAGGCUCCAGGGGGCUUGUGAAAUGCAGUUUCCCAAGCCUGGCGCCAGAGAUUUAAUGGACUCAACCUACAGCAGCGUUUAGUUCACAGGCCCCCAUGAAGUUCUGAUGCAGGUAGUCUAGCAUCACACUUGAGAAAGGCACCGCCUUCAACAUUAUCAAGCCGUUUUCAGCCAUUUUUUAAAAUUAGUGCCUCAUUUCCAUAAAUUACAAAAUUUACAUCCUAUUACAUCUUCCAUCAAUGGGAUGAGUCACUGUAAUGUACCUGUAACUUGUUCUAUGAAGCAUACACACAAAAAUUCUUGUUUGGCUCAUUGGUUGUGUAGGGGGGCGGGUGGGAUCUGUUUUAAAUGUUUAACUUUUCUCCCUCCCCCAAGAAGGAAGUACUGUAAUUUGUAUUGGUUUAUAGUGAAAUGUUUUUUCACCUUGGGUGUUGGCAAGCAUAGGUGGGGUUUGAUACUACCUUUUUCAUAGCCAUCAUUCCCAUGCCUCUAGUGAUCAUUGGAGAAGGAGAUGGCAACCCACUCCAGUGUUCUUGCCUGGAGAAUCCCAGGGAUUGGGGAGCCUGGUGAGCUGCCGUCUGUGGGGUCGCACAGAGUCGGACACGACUGAAGCGACUUAGCAGCAGCAGUGAUCAUUUGGGUAAUACCUGAAUUUUCAGGUGCCUGAAAUACCAUGAUUCAAAAGUUCUGACCUCCAUCAUUUCUCACCUCUAUCCUUUGGUGGACCCAAGCCCAAGAAAACUGCAGCCCUCAGGGUUUUUAACAUAUCUUGUUCUCCCUUCCUCUCUCUAGGCAACCUUGGCCACGUGAUACAAACAAUAUUAAACAUACAUAAUGACUUAUCUUAUUACACAAGAAAAGCAAAUGGCCCAAUAGCAAAUUUGAGAACUCACCUUAGAACUGAGAAUUCUGGGUGCCUGUCAUGUGCUUGCUUCAUAGAAAAAUAACAUAUGCUCCUGCUUCUAAAAUGACUGUUUCCUAUCCAAGAAUAACCCUGUCUGACUGUGAACUCAGUGAUACCAUGGAACUCGGGAGCUCAUUACACUUGGUAUACUGUAUAAAUUAAGUACAAGCAAAUGUAUUUCCUUCUAGACUCUCUUUCCUUCUUUUUUUUUUUUCUUUUUAGCUCUCAAGGGCUGCUGGCAUUCAGGACUUCCAAGCCCUUUAAUCCAAAUAAUCAUAUUUAGUGCAGAUAUCAUGUAUUGUAUGCAGAUAAUCAAAAAGGCAGUUUAUUGAAAUUCAUUACAGAGAAAUCUAAUGGGGCUUUCAGAAUCAUAAUUUUUGUUACUUGUAAAUGUAAUUUGGUGUAUCAUUUUAUUUUAUAUUUUGUUUCCUGCCUUCUUUAUCUCAUCUGUCAAGGUUAUUUUGGUUCUGUUUUUCAGUCGUACCUGAAGGACAUCUUAAAGGAAAUUGGUGUUCAAAAUGUAAAAGGGAUCCACAAAAACACAUGGGAACUGAAGCCAGAAUAUAGACAUUAUCAAGUA